Molecule: messenger RNA, 3904 nt
Organism: Cuscuta epithymum
Lineage: Eukaryota; Viridiplantae; Streptophyta; Magnoliopsida; Solanales; Convolvulaceae
Source: the annotation of a GenBank genome assembly
GAUUUAUGUAGUUUGCACUUUGCAGCACAAGUCAUUUUAUAAUUUCAUUUUCUUCCUGAGACUAUUUCUGUCAUCUGUGUGUUCGUUUCAUUUUCCACAAUACACGAGACUGGAGAAAUUGAUUUUGGAUUUUCUGCAGCCCAAGUUCUACCUGAAUUCCAUAGUUGCUUCUCUGCAAAUAUCUCUCUCCCUUUCUUCAAAAACAACUACACUCAAUUUAAUCAAGGCCGCAGUAGUAGUCGAAAGAAGAAGAAGGGGUAUUUGUAAGCUUAUAAUUGCUAAAAAUGGUGAAGGUCAGAAUGAACACGGCCGAUGUGGCCGCCGAGGUUAAAUGCUUGCGCCGAUUAAUCGGCAUGCGCUGUUCUAAUGUCUACGAUAUCUCGCCCAAGACCUAUGUGUUUAAACUUUCGAACAGCAGCGGAAUGACGGAAUCUGGGGAGAGUGAGAAGGUAUUGCUGUUGAUGGAAAGUGGGAUUAGAUUGCACACCACGGCAUAUCUCCGUGACAAAAAUAACACCCCUUCUGGUUUUACACUUAAAUUGAGGAAGCAUAUACGGCCAAAAAGGCUUGAGGAUGUGCGGCAACUUGGUUAUGACAGGAUAAUCCUCUUUCAGUUUGGACUGGGAUCUAAUGCUUUCUAUGUAAUAUUAGAGCUAUAUGCUCAGGGAAAUAUUAUUCUUACUGAUUCUGAUUUCAUGGUAUUGACACUUCUUCGUUCACACAGAGAUGAUGAUAAAGGCUUAGCGAUCAUGUCUCGUCACAGCUAUCCAGUUGAAAUAUGCCGUAGUUUUAACAGGACUACCAGUGAAAAGUUACAGACUGCCUUGCUAUUUUCUGCAGCAUCUACUGAAAAAGAACCUUUACAACUUACUGAGGAUGGACUUGAUAGCUCUGAUGUGCAACAAGGAAAGGAAGUCGGCAAAGGCAAAAAGAUAUCUGAAUCUACUAAAAAGGAUGGGACCCGUGCCAAACAGGUGACUUUGAAGUCAGUCCUUGGGGAGGCAUUGGGCUAUGGACCAGCACUUUCUGAACAUAUGAUUUUAGAUGCUGGCUUAAUUCCAAGUACAAAAGUUGGGAAUGAUUUUAAAUUAGAAGAUGGUACUCUGAAUUCACUGAUGGAAGCUGUCAGAAAAUUUGAGGACUGGCUGGAAGACAUUAUGUCUGGUGAAAAAGUCCCUGAGGGUUACAUUCUGAUGCAGCAAAGGGUUGUGGGUAAAAAGGAUAGCCCAUCUGAAACUGGAGCUUCUGAAAAGAUUUAUGAUGAAUUUUGCCCACUAUUACUGAACCAGUUCAAGUCAAGGGCCUCUCUAAUGUUUGAGACAUUUGAUGCUGCACUAGAUGAGUUCUAUACGAAAAUUGAAAGCCAACGCGUUGAGCAACAAAUAAAAGCCAAAGAGAACUCUGCUAUGCAGAAGCUCAGUAAGAUCCGCACUGACCAGGAAAAUCGUGUUUUAUCAUUAAAGAACGAAGUUGAGCACUGUGUUAAAAUGGCAGAACUGAUAGAAUAUAGCUUGGAAGACGUUGAUGCUGCCAUUGUAGCAGUCCGUGUUGCACUUGCAAAAGGAAUGAGUUGGGAAGAUCUGGCUCGUAUGGUGAAAGAGGAAAAGAAAUCUGGGAACCCAGUUGCAGGACUUAUUGACAAGUUACAUCUUGAAAAAAAUUGCAUGACCUUACUUCUAAGCAACAAUUUAGAUGAAAUGGAUGACAGCGAAAAGACGCAGCCUGUGGACAAAGUCGAAGUUGAUCUGUCACUUUCAGCUCAUGCAAAUGCUCGGCGAUGGUAUGGAAUGAAGAAAAAACAAGAGAAUAAACACGAGAAAACUAUUACUUCAUAUGAUAAAGCAUUUAAAGCUGCUGAGAGAAAGACACGACAACAAUUAUCUCAGGAAAAAACUGUUGCUGCUAUUUCACAUAUUCGCAAAGUUCAUUGGUUUGAAAAAUUCAAUUGGUUCGUUAGCAGUGAGAAUUAUUUGGUCAUAAGUGGUCGUGAUGCACACCAGAAUGAAAUGAUUGUCAAGCGGUAUAUGUCCAAGGGGGAUUUGUAUGUACAUGCUGAUCUCCACGGAGCAUCCAGCACAGUGAUCAAGAAUCACAAGCCUGAUCUUCCUAUACCUCCUCUCACUUUGAACCAAACAGGAUGCUAUACUGUUUGCUUCAGCCAGGCAUGGGACUCGAAAAUGGUAACUAGUGCUUGGUGGGUGUAUCCUCAUCAAGUCAGUAAAACUGCUCCUACAGGAGAAUAUCUCACUGUUGGAAGUUUCAUGAUCCGUGGUAAAAAGAAUUUCCUUCCCCCACACCCUCUUGUUAUGGGAUUCGGAAUAUUAUUUCGCUUGGAAGAGAGUUCUCUAGGUUCUCAUUUAAAUGAAAGGAGGGUGAGAGGCGAAGAAGAAGGAAUUAUUGAUGCUGAUAAAGGUGAAGCUUCAAAAGUAACUCCUGAUUCUGAAUCUGAUGAUGAGGAGGAGGCUGACAAGCCUACUGCAGUAGAUUCAACUGAUAUAUUGGGUUCAUCAAGAAAUAAAUCAAAUGUAGAAGGAUUGUCUUCUUCUGGGAAAAUGGUUGAUUCAGUUACAUCACAGCUGGAGGAUCUUAUUGAUAGAGCUCUUGAGAUAGGUUCUGCCACAUCUAAAAACCAUGGCUUCCCUUUUGCAUCAUCAGAAUCAAGCAAGCAGCAAACUGAUGAGGAGAAAAAGGCUGCACUGAGAGAUAAACCCUAUGUUUCGAAAUCUGAAAGAAGAAAGUUGAAGAAAGGAAUAAAUGAGAGCACUGUGGGUGAAAAUGCUGAGACUGGUGGGAAAGUGGAAGAAGGGAAGCUUAGCACAGAGAGUGAUAAAAAUGCUAACCCUGCAAAGCCUGCUGGUGCUAAACUCAGCAGGGGGCAAAAGAGUAAACUCAAGAAGAUAAAAGAGAAAUACGCAGAUCAGGACGAGGAGGAACGGAACAUUCGGAUGGCCCUUUUGGCUCCUGCUGGGAAAGCUGAGAAGAAUGAAAAAGCAAUAGAGGCUGAAAAUGCUGUAAAGGAGGUUGGAACAAAACCAAAGGCGGCCGAUGAUGGUCCAAAAAUAUGUUACAAGUGUAAGAAGGCUGGGCAUUUGUCUAGGGAUUGUAAAGAGCAUCAAGAUCAACCAUCUGUACAGAGUACUGUAAAUGGUGGGGAUGGUCACUCUGAGACUGGUGGCCAAAAUAGUAAUGCGGAGAAGAGAGAUAAUAUGCUGAUGGAGGAGGAUGAUGUUCAUGAGAUUGGCGACGAGGAGAAAGAAAAAUUGAAUGACGUGGACUAUCUGACUGGCAAUCCAUUGCCAGAUGAUAUUCUCCUAUAUGCAGUUCCCGUCUGUGGUCCUUAUAACGCCAUUCAGUCAUACAAAUACCGUGUCAAGCUAGUUCCUGGUUCUGUUAAGAAAGGAAAAGCGGCAAAGACAGCAAUGAAUUUGUUUAGUCAAAUGCCAGAGGCUACAAGCAGAGAGAGAGAAUUGAUGAAGGCAUGCACAGAUCCCGAGCUUGUUGCCGCUAUUAUCGGCAAUGUUAAAAUUACUUCUGCAGGUCUGACACAACUCAAGCAAAAACAAAAGAAAAACAAAAAGAUGAACAAAGGAGAGAAAGCUAGUUAACAGGCAAAGAAUGGCCCAAAAUCUUUGUAUGAGAUGUACAUUUAUGCAAAUUUUGUGCUCUUCAUUUCUAGCUGAGUUUACUGUUAUCUGAAUUCCGAGGUGGGUUAUGUAAUCUUGUGAGUUGUAAUUAGUCACUGUUGAGAAAAAGCGGCACUAUAUGGCGAUAAUGAUAAAACUGUUAAAACUAGUUAUCACUUAUCAGCUAUGUGAUUCUUAAACAAUAGUUAUUGAGAAAAUGAGAAUGAAUGUAUAAGGUCCGUCUGGAAUAUCUUAAUUUGAUUAUUUGAUAUCGUUUCCAG